This is a messenger RNA of Micromonas commoda, 1478 nucleotides long. RefSeq lists its product with no specific name. NCBI's taxonomy places the organism in Eukaryota, Viridiplantae, Chlorophyta, Mamiellophyceae, Mamiellales, Mamiellaceae. The transcript has a single exon. Gene Ontology annotation, molecular function: glutathione synthase activity; ATP binding; glutathione binding. Bases 50 to 1426 code for a protein of 458 amino acids. Gene Ontology annotation, biological process: glutathione biosynthetic process. Gene Ontology annotation, cellular component: cytosol. The record is from RefSeq and is a predicted model, not a curated record.
CUCGGACGAGUCCGGGCAGGCUAUGUGCGCGAGCUUCACGCACGCGCCGAUGUCGCUGCUGCCCACGCCGUUCCCCCGCGAGGUCUUCGAGCUCGCGCUGCGGGUCUCCCCGUCCUUCGCCGCGCUCUGCGACGCGGUGAGCAGGGACGAUGAGUUCCUCCGCACCACCCUCGCGGGCGUCAUUAAGACGGACGAGUUCACGCGUCGCAUAUGGGACAUCUACGAGCGAUGCGGCGCGCAGGAGGGGCGGCACCGCAUGGAACUCGGCGUGCUCAGAUCGGACUACAUGCUCGACGAGCCGUCCGGAUUGCCGCUGCAGGUCGAGGUCAACACCGUGUCCACGUCGUUCAUGGCGCUGUCCACCCGCGUCGGCGAGAUGCACAGGCACACCAUCUCCCGCGCCGGCCUCGUCUCCCACUACGCCCCUCGCGCUGCUCACGACGGAUCCGACGACGACGACACAGCCGGCGACGACGACGCAGCUGUGCACGACGACGACUUCGCGCUUUGGCCGAACCUGCCGCUCAACCGCGCGCUGGAGUCGGCCGCGGACACGCUCGCCGCGGGAUGGCGGGCGAUGGGCGAGGACGACGCGUCCAUUCUCUUCGUGGUGCAGCCCCACGAGAGGAACGUGUUCGAUCAGCGGCUCAUCGCGCAGAGGCUGUGGGAAGCUCACGGCGUUCGAUGCGUUCGCGCGACGCUCAAGGAAAUCGAUCAACUGGCGACUGUGGAUUCGGUGACGAAACGGCUGCGUUUGGGGAACGUGCCGUGCUCCGUGGUGUACUAUCGCGCCGGGUACGCGCCGACGGACUACCCCGGGGAGGAGGAGUGGCGCGCGAGGGAGCUUCUGGAACGUUCCGGAGCGGUCAAGUCGCCGAGCGCGGCGAUGCACCUCGCCGGGUGUAAGAAGAUUCAGCAGGCUCUGGCGCAGCCCGGCGCGCUCGAACGAUUCGUGAAGGACGCCGGGGAGAUGGCGGAGAUGCGCAAGGUGUUCGCGGGGCUGUACGCCAUGGACGGCGCGGCGGCGGCGGACGCCGUGCGAUUGGGAUUGGGCGACCCUCGCGGAUACGUGUUGAAGCCGCAGCGAGAGGGCGGCGGUAACAACCUCUACGGGGACGAGCUCACCGCCGCGCUGAGGACGUACGACCCCGACGCGUCACCGGGUGAGCCCGGGGACCUCAGCGCGUACAUCCUGAUGCAGCGAAUAUUUCCUCCGGCGAACAGGACGCUGUGCCUGAGACGCGGGGAGCUCGCCGAGCUGGAGACGCUGUCAGAGCUGGGCGUGUACGGGGGGUACCUUCGGGUCGGCGAGACGGUGGUGCUGAACGAGGUUGGCGGCCAUCUGCUGCGGACGAAGGCGGCGACGAGCGACGAGGGCGGCGUGGCGGCCGGGUACGCGGUCCUGGACUCUCCACUGCUGUACUAGCCAGUCCCGCGAGGGCGGUUGUUUAUUUGUCGAGAGCCGUCUCUGAGUUUUU